AUGAAUAAUGGUUUGUAUUUGGAACUCGUGACAGUGCAAAUUAAAGAAGAAUUUCUGUGGUUCUUCGAGAUGCGAGCUCUUGUGGCUAAUCGUCCUAGUCGGAUUCCUACAGGUGUUGGUAAUGUAGAUUCAGCUGCCGACCUUUCAAUUCUGUUACUGAAUGAUGGUGAAGAGUUCUAUGAGUCACAGAGCGAGCCUGCAGGAUUGUCUGAUGGAGAGCAUGAUGGAGAAGACUCUAGUGGUGAUGACACAAAACCUUCAAAAUGUCGGCAUCUAACAAAGGUCGAAGAUCCUGCUGAUGAAGAUUGCAAGCCUGCAAAGAAGUUAAAGGUUGCAACGAGCACUAAACCAUCCAAGACAAAAUCGUUCCUAGACAGGUAUGCUGAAGUGGCUGAGCAGGAAGAGCUGACUGUGCAGAAACGGGCGGAUGCACUCAUGGCCAAGGCAUCACUUGCUGUUGUCAAAGCAAAAGCCAAGGCUCAGAUCAAGCUGGAGAAGGAGAGACGCGAGACGGAGAAGGAGAGGAGGAAGACUGAGUAUGCUUUGAGGAAGCUGGAGCUUGAGCAUCAAUUUCGCAUGGCUCAAUUGCCUCGCAUUGAUCAGGCUGGCCCUUCACAAGCACACUAUCGAUCAAAUGAUGAUGAUCCAUACGAACUUCCAAUUCUCCCACAACCAGAGUACUCUGAUGGUGGAAGUUCAACUAGCUAUCAUAAUUACUAG
Suillus fuscotomentosus is the source of this 720-nucleotide messenger RNA. RefSeq lists its product as uncharacterized. Bases 1 to 720 code for a protein of 239 amino acids. The record is from RefSeq and is a predicted model, not a curated record. The transcript is spliced from 2 exons. Lineage: Eukaryota; Fungi; Basidiomycota; Agaricomycetes; Boletales; Suillaceae.